Messenger RNA from Neohortaea acidophila, 829 nucleotides. Its product is annotated as peptide methionine sulfoxide reductase. Bases 140 to 748 code for a protein of 202 amino acids. The record is from RefSeq and is a predicted model, not a curated record. The transcript has 2 exons. NCBI's taxonomy places the organism in Eukaryota, Fungi, Ascomycota, Dothideomycetes, Mycosphaerellales, Teratosphaeriaceae. Gene Ontology annotation, molecular function: peptide-methionine (S)-S-oxide reductase activity.
CUUUCCACCCAACACCUUUGCCGUUUCUAUAUAUUGCCCCGUCUCUUCCUGCUCCUCUGAACCUCCUCUCGCCAAACUGAAGCUCAUCAACAAACUCCUCUUGACACUUGUCAUCGUCAUCGCCCUCACACUACCCACCAUGAACUCCAUCCUCCAACGCCUCAGCCGGCCCUUCACCUCCAGCAGUCUCCGAUUCGCCCCGGAGACCAACGGAGGCAGCAUGGCCGUCCCCGAAGGUGCAGACAAGAUCACGCUUGCCGCCGGCUGCUUCUGGGGCACCGAACAUAUGUAUCGCAAAGACUUCAAGAGCAAGGGCUUGAUCGAUGCGCGAGUGGGAUACAUUGGUGGCGAGACCGACAGCCCGAGCUAUCGCGCCGUCUGCUCCGGCCGAACAGGACACGCCGAAGCCUGCCAAAUCGUCUUCGAUCCGCAAAAGGUCUCCUACCGCGACCUGCUCGAGUACUUCUACCGCAUGCACGACCCCACCACCGCCAACCGCCAAGGCCCGGACUCGGGCAGCCAGUACCGCAGCGGCAUCUUCUACCACAAUGACGAGCAAAAGGCGAUUGCGGAGGAGGUGACGAGGAAGGCCAACGAGCAGUGGUGGAAGGGCGGCAUCGUCACCGAGGUCCUGCCCGCCGGCCAGUGGUGGGAUGCGGAAAAGUACCAUCAGCUCUACCUCGACAACAACCCGGGCGGGUACGAGUGCCCGAGCCAUUUCUUGCGCAAGUUCCCCGCGCUGAAGUGAGCUGGUGGUGGUUGGGAUGCGUGUGAUAUACCUGGCGAUGGAGCCGUCUGAUAAUGAUGAUAUGGCUGUUUGAAUGCAAUU